UACGCCUGUCGCCUAACUCUUUUCAACACUAUUUCUUCGCGCCUUUUUUUUCUCCAGCACAUCGUGCCAACAAUUUUUGCAUCAAACAACUCGGUUAAAAUGAGUAUAAUCCCUUGAAUUAGAAUAUCUGAAAGUAUAAAACCAUUGGUCCCCAACUGCUGUUAGAUAGAGAAGCGCGACUAACGCGAGGCCAGCGCCAUCGCGGCAGUGUGUGUGCGUGUGCGGGAGUGUAAAAAAUACGAAAAAUCGCUGCGAAGGUAGAUCUCAUUAUUAUUGUAUUGUUGUCUUUUUUGCUUUACCCCCAAUCUUUUGUUGCGAUCUUAUGAGUUUGGCUUUCGUAAAAUCUGUAGAUAUCAAUCGCUUGUUUUGAUUUUAUACAAAAAACACCAUACACAAACACACGCACACACUAAGCAAUAUGCAUUAAACACAAAAAGAAAUCCAAAAAAAGAGACCCAAGAAAAUGACCGAUGUAAAUUGUCUUACAAGUGAGCACAUUGCAACUACAACCACCACUGCGAGUCCACCAGGAACUCCCACCAAAAAUGCUGGCAAGGAUCUCGUAGAGCCUACAUCACCGUUUGUCUUGAGAGCUCCGCCCAGCGCCAAGUCCAAACUGAUCCUCCAGAAUAUGGAAGAGGUUCUCCAUUCUGUGAAGCAGAAGCACCGAGAGAAACACAAGCGUAAGAGGGAGGAGAAGCGAAGAGCGGCUCUCCUGGAGGACCAAAAGAAAUCCACCAAUGAUGAAGAGUCAGAAGUUAAGGAGAAACCCCAGCCGUUGCGUGAGAAAUCCUCUCAAGAAAAUGGCCUCAAGAACGGUCGACGACGUUCCAGUCCAUUGAAGUCCAGCACUCCGGUGGCCGACAACCAUAGCAUAAUGAAACACUUCUCUAAAACGGGCAAGGCGGAGAAUCAAUCUAGUUCUCCGAUCACCAUCACCAAACCCAAGCCAGCUACAAAUGUCUUCGAGUUUAUGAUGAAUGCACGGAAUCGAUCUAUAGGGGUCAACGAAGGUGGCGCAGAAUCUCCGGCAGAUCCAGAGGCUGUUAGUGAAACAGCAACUCCAACAACCAAGCGAAAAUUACUUCUACAGGAGUGGAAUGAACGCAAGGGUGGAGCCAAGAGGAGACUGGCGGACGAGUCUCGCGGAGAGUACAUUGAACUACAGAUGGAACAAAGAGCCAAAAGAUUGAGGAAAAUGCUAACAAAGACUGACCAGAAAGAAGUGACGGCUCCAUCGUCAGCGCCCACAGAACCAGCAGUCAAGCGAUCAAGAGGUCGUCCACGCUCCCGACGCCUUAGCUCCGUGGAUACACAGCCUCAGGUCAUAGAAAACAAAUCCCAAGAUCCCGAAACAGAGGAUUUUCUUUCAAAACUGUCGUCACCCACAAAAAAGCGUGACAGUCUUCUGGGCUAUUUUGCCAAGGUGGAAUCGCCCAAAGAGCUGGCCGAAAAAGUAACCAUUACAAUAGAAACUCCACCUAUGGAAACGCCCAAACGCAGAACGCAGCGCCGGAAGAGUCAGCAAGAGACUCCAAUAAUGCAAUCUGAGUUUACUCCUUCGUCAAGACCUCGACGCUCGUGUGCGGGAAAAGCACGUUAUGAUUACGACCUGGACACGAGUCCCGCAAAGCAACAAAAGCCCAAGGGCCAAAAAGAAGAUGAAUCCGUAGAGAUCAUUGAUCUGGACAACAGUAAUCCCGUUGCCACGCCAAAGAAACUAGCACCGCUUUUUAUCCGCCAAGUACCAAAACCCAGUCCGGAUCCAUCGGUAUUAAGGGCUCGCCAGGCUUUUCUGCAAUCCGGGGUGCCAGAUAAGAUUAGGCAGGAGCAGAACCGUCAAAAGAACUUCGAGCAGAUGUAUGAAGAUAGCUAUGAAGUGUUUCCCAGACUGGCGCAUAUAGGUUGCGAAAGCUUUGCAUCUAAGGAUGAACUUCUGGAGUUGCCUUUUGCUUUGAGGGCAGAAGAGGAAUAUUUAAUAGCUACUAAUACAUUACCCAACAACAAAAGACGGUCUAAAACCAGUAGCAUGACUAGCUGUGUGCCUGCGGACUUUGUUUCCAGUAAAAGUUUUAACAAGGCCAACUACGGAACUUUACCACCGUUGGAGAACAAACGCGGCUUUGUUAAGCUCUGGAAGAAUGACUUCGAUCGGUUUCCAACCUUUAAGUGCUACAAUCAAAUGAGGGAAAAGUAUCGCCAUUUUAGCGCCAUUGACAGUGCGCAGGAUACGCAGCAAAUGGGUGAGUCCUUAGUGGUCACAAGGCGUACCCGCCGAUCCAUGGAACAUAAUAUGGCUUCGACUGAGGAGGAUGCAAAACCGCCACCUUCCGCUCCCAACGGAGAGCUGCUGUACACCGAAAAGUACAAACCGCUGCUGUUUGAGCAGGUUCUUGUGAAUCUAACGCCGGUGCAAGAGCUUAGGGAAUUUCUGUCCAGUUGGAGUGGCAAUGGUGGCAGCAAUCGCAACUCACAGGGCAUAGACGAUACCUUCGAUAUGAGUAACGAUUCCGCAUCAAUGGGAUCAAAUAGCAACACAAUGGUGCUGGUGGGACCUUCAUCUAGUGGAAAGACCAAUGCUGUUUUCACUUUAGCGAACGAUAUGAACUUUAAUGUCUUGGAGAUUAAUGCAGGAAUGAAACGAACUGGCAAAAAACUUAUACAGGAACUCCAGGAGGCCACGCAAUCGCAUCAGAUAAGAAAGGACAGUAAAACGGGAGGAGGAUCCUCACAGCAGUUGCUCCAAAAGUUGCAAAAGAGUGGCUUAAAAGCGAAAGCUGCGGCGGUAGAGCCUCCGUCAGAAGUGCGGAAAUCUCUGAUCCUUAUAGAAGACGCGGAUAUCCUUUUCGAUAACAUGGAUGCUGGCUUUACGGAUGCCAUAUAUACAUUAGCAGCCAGUUCAAAGCGACCGGUAAUUGUAGUGGCCACCGAUCCCAAUUGCGCUCAUCUGCAGCGCCUGAUGCAGCAGAAUAUAAUCCAUUUCCAGCCCCCGAAUGCUUUAAACAUCUCCAGAUUCCUAGCUGUCCUGUCGCUGAUGGAAAACUGUCCCAUUGAGCUAGACGAACUGGUAUCCCUUUAUCUGUACAAUCAACAAAAUCUGCGUAAGACUUUGAUGGAAAUGCAGUUUUUUAUUCAGAGUGGUGGAGACCCAAGUGGUGGAAAGACCAAAGGCAUUAAAUCACCCACAAAAUCUUCAAAUAGCCGGCUGGCCACCGUCGAUGGCAGUCGAAUCCAUCAGAGAUUCUUUGAGUUCUUUACAUGCCCGCAGAAUGUUCAAUAUCGAAUACCAUUUCCCGUGGACUUUAGCCUACUGCGCUUGAAUCUCCCCGAACUUAUGGCUACUUCCGCGCUUUUAAAGGAACAGCAGACAUUAGGGUGUGGAAGUAGAACCACUGCCAAGCGGAAGUCUCGCUCACCAAAAAAAGCCUGGCUGAGCAGCGCCACUGGGCAAAAAAACGAAGGCUGCGAUUCAUCACUCGCCUGCUUGGCCUCUUUUUAUGACAACAUUUCGUUAGCUGCUUUGAUGGACUCCGAUUGCAGUGAUCGGUUGCAGUGCCACCUGUCCGAGGACAUUGCGCACCUGUUGGUGGAGCAGGCUCUCCAAACUGGACUCGCGACCAAGGAGUGCCCCUACAACCUAUUCGAUAAACCCUCUCAAAGGGUAACGAUUAGUGAACACUUGGGCAAUGGACUCUUGCGUUCCGACUCCGUCAAAUCACUGGACUUUGAGCCUACCCUGCGCUCCAUCUGCCGCAGUGAAAAGGAGCGAGCCGGACUGGAACGGAAGUCAAGUAGAUUCUAUCACUAUCUGCGUAACCACACGGUGAACGUGACCAGUUUUACGAUGGAGUACUUCGACGCUGCAUGUAGUACGUUCCAGGGUGGUACCAGCAGCGAUCCACCGACGGAAAUCGAAUCAAAGGAUUAGCUGUCUUUCUUAGUUUAUUAUUUUCAAUACGGUGGAGCAGCUCCACCGGAUUUUUUUGCAAUUUAUUCAAAUCGUGGUUAGAGAAGAGUUGAUCUUUUUAGGAUAGUUCUGUGGGCACAAUGAUGAUGCGUAGCUAUUAUGAGAUAAACCUAGACCUAGUUACAAGUUAAUUACGCUAAAUUAAUUACGACCUGAUCCUAUGUUAAUAAAUCAAUUAUAUGACACGUAA
Molecule: messenger RNA, 4157 nt
Organism: Drosophila eugracilis
Lineage: Eukaryota; Metazoa; Arthropoda; Insecta; Diptera; Drosophilidae
Gene: elg1
Product: ATPase family AAA domain-containing protein 5
Exons: 3
Coding region: 464-3928 (1154 amino acids)
Cellular component (GO): nucleus
Molecular function (GO): DNA binding; DNA clamp unloader activity; ATP hydrolysis activity
Source: RefSeq, a predicted model, not a curated record